AACGCGUCAGAAGGAGGAGGUCGGACACUCUUCGCAGCUGCACACUUCCGGUCUUUUAGGUAAAUUUGCCUUCCGAUAGUGAGUUAAUGUUCAAGUCGUUUCUCUUUUCAUGAAAACAGGAUUUCAUUUGUAAUCGCAGAAUGGCAGUCCCGACCUCUCCGCACAAUCGCCGACGGCCCGAGGACGAAGACGAUCCAGUGGACCGUAUGGUUGAUCGGACGGGCUGUGGCGAACACCACUACGCCGUGCAAGACUGCAUGGCGAAGCACCAGGACUGGCGGGAGUGCCAGCCGCAAGUUCUCAGCUUCAAGGAGUGUAUGGCGGCGUACCAGAAGGCAAGGAAGGAGCAGCUACUGAGGAAAAGACUAACAGAAACAUCAUAGCGACGAGGCCUGGAAAAAAGAAAAUCAUAAAACCCCAGUACACUCUGCAAGAGGACUUUUCAUCUUUUGAUUCAUGCAAUAUUGUAAAUUUGAAUGUAUCCCCCUCAAACUUUUUUGUCACUGAGGGUCUAUUAUCCCCAGCUUUUAGGAAUACAAUGUGGGGAUGAAGCUACUGAUAUAUUUAAACUAAUGACCCAAACAGUGUAUAAUAUUUAAUUUAUUGCCCAUGAUUGUUACUUAUUAUUUUUGUAAUAAAUGUUAGGCAAUACAACAGCA
Messenger RNA from Paramormyrops kingsleyae, 659 nucleotides. RefSeq names its product cytochrome c oxidase assembly factor 4 homolog (gene coa4). The record is from RefSeq and is a predicted model, not a curated record. Gene Ontology annotation, biological process: mitochondrial respiratory chain complex IV assembly. Gene Ontology annotation, cellular component: mitochondrial intermembrane space. Lineage: Eukaryota; Metazoa; Chordata; Actinopteri; Osteoglossiformes; Mormyridae.